Helicoverpa zea (corn earworm) is the source of this 1265-nucleotide messenger RNA. Its product is annotated as coiled-coil domain-containing protein 124. Gene Ontology annotation, molecular function: transcription coactivator activity. The record is from RefSeq and is a predicted model, not a curated record. The coding region runs from base 208 to 843 and encodes 211 amino acids. The transcript has 4 exons. Gene Ontology annotation, biological process: transcription by RNA polymerase II. Gene Ontology annotation, cellular component: nucleus. Lineage: Eukaryota; Metazoa; Arthropoda; Insecta; Lepidoptera; Noctuidae.
GGGACAUGUCUGGGACCCGGCUUGACAGCUGUUAAAAUUUUCCAAUAGGUUCUACGAUUUUUGUCGAUAUUUCUUACUGAAAAUCUGUUUGAAUGUUUAUUCGAACUAUUAAAACCUUCUAAUAAAGCGUGCCUAUAAAUCUCUGUGUUCAUUUUUACUUUAAGUGAGUUUAUAAAGUACUUACUGGUAACUCAACUUGCAACAACAAUGCCGAAGAAAUUCGCAGGUGAAAACAGCAAAGCUGUUGCUGCUCGACAGCGAAAGGAAAAUGAAAAGCAAGAAAAGGAUCUAAAGGCAAAGAAGAUGAUGGAGGAUGCAGAGUGGGAAGACAAUGACGACAAACUCAAAAAGAAACAGCAAAAGAAGGAAGAGCAAGAAAAGAAACGUUUAGAGCAGCUUCAAAAGAAGGCUGAGGCUAAAGCCUUGCUUGAGAAGGAAAUGGAGUCACUGAAGGCAGCUCCUAAAGUAGCUCCACCUCCUCCCAAGAUCACCAGAGCACAGAUUGAGAAGAUGAAGGAGAAGACUAUCAAGCCUGAACCUGUUAAACCAGCGCCUGCUAAAGUUGUGGUGGAGGAACCUCGGCUGGAGGAGAAUCUCAACAGAAUCCAGUUGGACGGAGAGGUGGCACAGACUGUUGAUGAAGCUAUCUCCAUUCUAGGUGACAAAACAGAUUUGGACAGGCAUCCAGAGAAGCGCCUCAAAGCUGCUUACACAGCAUUUGAAGAGGCUAACCUACCAAUACUGAAGGCUGAAAACCCAUCACUAAGGCUGUCACAACUCAAACAAAUGCUGAGGAAAGAAUGGCUCAAGUCACCACAGAACCCACUCAACAUGAAAGUCUAAAGAGUUUCGACAAUGAGAUCUGAUAGCAUCAACUUUGGAUAAAUGCUUGGAUAUUUUUUUAGAUUUCAUACACUUUGUAAUUAGUUUUGUUAAUAAUCAAAGCUGUUUGUAGUAGUGUUUUUUUCUGUAAAAUUGUUAGGUUGAUAACCUGACUGCAGACAAAGUGUAGCUGUAAAGUUUGGCACAUUUUUUUUUUUAAUGAUUUGCAUUGUACAGUAAGUUGAUCUUCCAAGUAUAAUCAUAUAAUUAUCUUAAUAUGAGUUUCUUUUAUAUUUCAGUCUUGAUGUAAUUUUGUAAAGGAAACAAUGUUUUUUUCAAUUAAUUAAUUUAUUUGUAAAAAUACAGUCUUACUUAGCAGGACAAGUGUUUUGUACUAGAAUAACCAAGUCAUUGUAAAUACAAAAUAUAAAAUUCUAAAUUCA